Spirometra erinaceieuropaei is the source of this 591-nucleotide messenger RNA. The record is from the annotation of a GenBank genome assembly. NCBI's taxonomy places the organism in Eukaryota, Metazoa, Platyhelminthes, Cestoda, Diphyllobothriidea, Diphyllobothriidae.
AUGGACGACGAGCGACCACCCAAACGACUCUUCUACGGAGACGUCGCGACGGGUUCUCGCCGCCAAGGAGGCCAGAUUCGCCGUUACAAGGAUACCCUGAAGUCCUCCCUGAAGCGCCUGCAAAUCAAGCUCACCAACUGGGAAGAGCUCGCACUCGAUCGACCGACCUGGAGGAGGACAGUGAAGACAGGCGCUGCGAUCUACGAAGCUAACCGCAUCGCUGCCGCCAAAGCGAAACGUGAAGCCCGCAAAUCACAACUUCGACCAGUACGCAACGCCGCCGCACAUCCGCUUCCAACGUGUCCUCGAUGUCAACGGACAUUCCGGGCUCGAAUCGGACUUGUUGGACAUCUUCGGAUCAACUGCGCCUCUCGAACGGCACCAACCAUCGUCCCCCCGCCCACCUCUUCCUCCUCCUCCUCUCCGCCGCCAACUAACUCUGACAAUUCUUCUGACCCACCACUUCCAUCAUCCUCCUCCUCCUCCUGCUCGCCCACUGCUCCAACGGCGGCCGCUCAGGCCACUGUCCCGCGCGCACCAACCGACACUACCACCACCUCCCCCGACUCCAGGGAUGAGGAUCAGGACUAA